Molecule: messenger RNA, 513 nt
Organism: Opisthorchis viverrini
Lineage: Eukaryota; Metazoa; Platyhelminthes; Trematoda; Opisthorchiida; Opisthorchiidae
Exons: 3
Source: RefSeq, a predicted model, not a curated record
GCGAAUUCCAUUCCCAUUAAUUCGCUACGAGAAUGAUGAUACACUUUCCCAGUACCCCCAUCAGAAUGUAAUACAAAUACUAUUCUACAUGUUGUUUCAAUAGCCUACCAUAUUUCAUGGCCCUGUAAGCAGAAACACCUGGAUACGCUUGAAUAAUGCGCACACCUCAUCCAGUGCUAGACAUACAGUAAGCAUCAAAUGAAUUUAGUAACAUCGUGUUACAGGUUUCGAGUCUGCCGUUCCACCCCGAUCAUCUGGACUUCCAUCUACACGCAAAUUAUGAUCAUCACAGUGACUGGUGGAAAUCAAACGCCGAAGCAUUAGUGCAGGUUGAAACAGAAAAACACUUAUGUAUUCUGGCUGCUAAUUUAGCCGAGGUCGGUGGGUCAACUAGUUGUGCUCGGAGUCAUCGUACAACCAUUCGGAAGAAUGCUUCUGUUCAACCCAGACGUUCACUUACCAGCUGGACGAGCAGUUGUCGUGAGCAUUUAUCACAUGUCACCGAAACAAUAG